Prunus dulcis (almond) is the source of this 763-nucleotide messenger RNA. Its product is annotated as inosine triphosphate pyrophosphatase-like. Gene Ontology annotation, cellular component: cytoplasm. The transcript has 5 exons. NCBI's taxonomy places the organism in Eukaryota, Viridiplantae, Streptophyta, Magnoliopsida, Rosales, Rosaceae. The record is from RefSeq and is a predicted model, not a curated record. Gene Ontology annotation, biological process: nucleoside triphosphate catabolic process. Bases 1 to 516 code for a protein of 171 amino acids. Gene Ontology annotation, molecular function: nucleoside triphosphate diphosphatase activity.
AUGGACCGACUAGUGGACGAGCAGCUUCGCUGGGAAGAUAGGUUGGUUAGGUUCAACCUCUCGGUUGAGAUUAACUUUGAUACGAGUGGCGAGCCUCCUGCACAGAGUCCUCCUGCUGAUGCUAGUGUCCCGACACCAGAGGCGGAGCCGGCCACUGAGGAUGCCCCUUCUACCAACAAGUGGUUCCUGCAGAAGCUUGGACAUGAAGGUCUCUACAAUUUGUUGAUGGCAUAUGAGGAUAAGUCAGCUUAUGCAUUGUGUUCCUUCUCUUUUUCCACUGGACCUAGCGUUGAGCCUAUUACAUUCCUGGGUAAAACUCCGGGGAAAAUAGUUCCGGCAAGGGGACCGACUGAUUUCGGAUGGGAUGCAAUGUUCCAACCUGAUGGUUAUGACCAAACUUAUGCCGAGAUGCCAAAGGAAGAAAAGAACAGGAUUUCUCAUCGCUCCAGAGCUCUUGCACUGGUGAAAUCUCACUUUGCUGAAGCUGGGUACACUUUCCAGACUAACUCUCUGUAGAGUGAAUUUUCCUUAUCUUGUUGCAACAUAAGACGCUUCCAAAGUAUUGCAAGUUUUUUUCUCGUACUAGCAGUGUUUCCAGUUCCCUAUAGGAGAAGAUAGUGUGGAGGAACAGCUUUCUCACAUAUGCUGUAAACUUUUAUAACAUUGAUUACACAUUUCAGACAAAAGUAUUUAUGAACUAGAUAUGGAAAAAGAAUAACUCUAUUUCGAACCAUUGGAUUUGUACUAGUUCUGUUCUGCCCCA